AGAAACUUUAUUCCAUCACUUUAUUAGGAAAUUACAAUAAGAAACCAACCAUCCGGCGCCUUAUUUUUUUUCUUUUGUUGACCAUCAAAAUUUUAGUUCCAUGUUUGGUAUGUUACUGAUAUAUUUCCCUGCAAAUAUAAUUUUUUAUGGAAGGACAUAAUUUUAUUCUUUCAUCCUGUCUUCUAUGAAAAUUUUUAUGUAGAAAUUGUUCAUAAACUUGACCAACAAGAAUAUCUCAAUACUAAGAAGAGGAAUAAAAAGAAAAUUAAAGGUGUUUUUAUGUGAUUGAUCAUGGUAGAAGAAGAUUCUGAUAGAUUAGCUCUUCAAAUUUACAAAAUUCCACUAUCAUUUAUUCUGUUGAUUAUAUUUUCAGGUGCAAUUAUCAAGGCAGAUGCUUUAACACAAGAACAGGGGAGGGAACGAGAAAUCCUGAUGAAUUUGAAGUCAUUUUUGGAAGUAAAAAACAAGGUAAAUAGAGGGAAUUACACUAAAUGGAAUCAGUUCACCUCAGAUCAUUGUGAUUGGUCUGGUGUUUCUUGUGAUCCUGUUUCCGGUCAGGUCACCGGAAUCGACCUCUCGUCGAGCAGCCUAAAUGGGGAGAUAUCAGGCAAUUUCUCAGGAUUAUCAGAGCUUAAAUUUCUUGAUUUAUCAGGGAAUACUUUAAGUAUGAUUCCUGAUGAUUUGGGUGGGUGUAAAAAUCUUAAAAUUCUUAAUGUGUCACAUAAUAUGAUUAGUGGGGAGCUGAAUUUUACUGGGUUUAGCAGCUUAGAGGUAUUGGAUUUAUCAAUGAACAAAAUCGGGGGCGAAAUUCAGGUCAGUUUCCCAGCAAUUUGCAGCAAAUUGAGGGUGUUAAACAUCUCUACUAAUAACUUUACUGGGUCAAUUGAUGGGUGCUUUGAUGGGUGCCCUAAUUUGGAGUAUAUUGAUCUUAGUGCAAAUAAUUUUACUGGGAAAAUCUGGUCUGGUUUCUCAAAACUUAAGGGUUUUGAUAUUGGGGAAAAUCAGUUUUCUGGGUCAUUUCCUUCUUGGUAUUUCAACCAAAAUUGUAGCUUGGAGAUUCUAGACUUGUCAGAAAACAAUUUUAAUGGGGAAUUUCCUGAUGAAAUUUCCAAUUGCAAAAAUCUGUCUGAUUUGAUUUUGGGUGGUAAUAAUUUCACUGGGAGUGUUCCUGAAACUCUCGGGUCGAUCUCGGGUCUUAAAGUAUUAAUCCUUGGAGGAAAUAAGUUCUCAAAUAGGAUCCCAGAAUCACUACUGAAUUGCAAGAAUUUGCUGUUCUUGGACUUAAGUAGUAAUGAUCUUGGUAAUGAAAUACCACCUAUCUUAGGCAGAUUCACUCAGCUGCAAGUUCUUGUUCUGCACAACAAUUCAUUCAAUGGAGGGUUGAAUUCAUCUGGGAUUUUUCAGUCAUCGAAUCUUCGAAGAUUAGACCUCAGUUUUAACAAAUUUUCGGGUCAUCUUCCGGCUGAAAUUUCCUCAAUGGUUAACUUACAAUUCCUAGACUUUGCUUAUAACAACUUUUCAGGGGAAAUUCCUUCUGAAUAUGGAAAUCUUAAUCAACUUUUAGCCCUUGAUCUUUCUCAUAAUAGAUUAACGGGUUCUAUCCCACCGAGUUUAGGGAAAUUAACCUCGCUUCUUUGGCUUAUGCUUGCGAAUAAUUCCUUAACGGGUGAAAUUCCUUCUAAUUUGGGUAACUGUAGUAGCUUGUUAUGGCUAAAUUUAGCAAAUAACAAUCUGUAUGGAAGACUCCCUGUUGAACUGACAAAGAUUGGGAGUAAUCCCAUGCCUACGUUUUUGUCGAACAGACAUGGGAAAAUUGUUCCUGGAUCCGGGGAAUGUUUGGCAAUGAAGAGAUGGAUACCUGCAGAUUACCCUCCUUUUAGUUUUGUAUAUAGUUUGCUUACUAGGAAGAGUUGCAGAAGUAUUUGGGAUAGGAUACUAAAAGGGUAUGGUCUAUUCCCGAUUUGUUCUCCUGGUUCGAAAGUUCAGACACUUCAGAUUUCGGGUUAUCUUCAGCUAACUGGGAAUCUAUUUUCUGGUGAAAUACCUUCUGAAAUUGGUAACAUGAAGAAUUUUAGUAUGCUGCAUUUUGCUGAUAAUCACUUCAAUGGUUCGUUGCCCUCGACUAUCGAUAAAAUGUCGCUCGCGUUCUUAAAUGUGUCGAGGAACAGAUUUUCUGGUACAAUUCCGAUGCAAAUAGGAAAUCUUUGGUGUCUGCAAGAUCUUGAUUUGUCAAUGAAUAACUUCUCGGGUGUUUUUCCUACAAGCUUGAAUAUGUUGGGUGAAUUGAGCAAGUUCAAUGUUUCUUUCAAUCCGUUCAUAUCUGGUGUUAUUCCGUCAACUGGGCAACUAUCGACAUUUGAUAAAGAGUGUUACCUUGGUAAUCCUUUAUUAGUCCUUCCGCCUUUUAUCAAUGGAUCCUCGAAAUCACAUUUGAAUAAGGAAGAGUCGCACAAGACAGUUCGAGGUACAAAACUUGCGAGUUUUUUAGUCGUCAUAAUUUUGGUGCUUGUUUUUUUAAUCAGUGGUGUACUGUCAAUCCUAUGCUACAAUUUUGCGAAAACUUCGUCAGGAAACACAACCAUAUGUCUCUUAAAAGACACGAAAUGGAGGCAUGAUUUAUCUUCUUGCUCGAGUAAUUCCUCCUCGUCACCAUGGAUUUCAGAUGCAAUCAAAAUCAUUCGACUUGACAAAACAGCGUUCACACACUCGGACAUACUAAAAGCGACAGGAAAUUUCUCUGAAGAUCGAGUGAUCGGUAGAGGAGGAUACGCGACAGUUUAUAAAGGCGUAUUCCCGGAUGGUAGAGUAGUUGCAGUGAAGAAGCUACAAAGCAGUGGGAUCGAAGGAGAACGAGAAUUCCAAGCAGAAAUGGAUGUUCUUAGCCAAAAUGGAGUUAACUGGCCCCACCCGAACCUAGUCAACCUCUACGGAUGGUGCCUUGAUGGUGCUGACAAAUUGCUCGUGUACGAGUACAUGGAAGGAGGGACCUUAGAGGAUCUAAUCUCAGACAGAACAAGACUAAGAUGGAAAACCCGGGUUGAAAUUGCAAUCGAUAUUGCACGUGCUUUAGUCUUCCUACACCACGAGUGCUACCCUUCGAUAGUCCAUAGAGACGUAAAAGCAAGCAAUGUGUUACUAGACAGAAAUGGAAAAGCUCGAGUGACAGAUUUCGGUCUAGCAAGAGUAGUAGAUGCAGGACACACACAUGUCACCACCACAGUGGCCGGGACAGUAGGGUAUGUUGCACCCGAGUAUAGUCAAACAUGGCAAGCGACUACAAAAGGUGAUGUUUAUAGCUUCGGAGUGUUAGCCAUGGAGCUUGCGACUGGUAGGAGGGCAGUAGACGGUGGUGAAGAGUGUUUGUUAGAGUGGGCUAGACGAGUUGUUGGAGAAAAUGAACAGCAAGAACUUGAUCAAUCAGUGCUUCAGGAACUGGUAAGGGAACAAGGGAAAAACGAAGGCGCAUCAGAAAUGGGCCGAAUGUUAUGCAUAGGAAUGAAAUGCACAGCAGAAACACCUCAGGCGCGGCCUAAUAUGAAGGAGGUUUUGUCGAUGUUGAUUAAAAUUAUAGGGUAUGAAGAAAUCUGUAAGGAUUAUGUGUCCAUAGUUUGUGAUGUAUAGGACUAUAGUUUUUAGUUUGAAGAAGUGUUCAUAGAGUUUAUAGUUUGUUGUUAUAGUCAGACACAGAAGAUAACAGCACAGGUAAUUAGGCAUACACAGGAUAGCAUUCUUCUUGUACACAUCCCACUCAUUGUUUUUCAGAAAAAAUUGCAGAUUUGCUAUGAUAAAUAAUACCAAAAGGAUUUAUCUCUGAAUUUCCA
This is a messenger RNA of Amaranthus tricolor (Joseph's coat), 3821 nucleotides long. RefSeq names its product probable LRR receptor-like serine/threonine-protein kinase At1g74360. Gene Ontology annotation, molecular function: protein kinase activity; receptor serine/threonine kinase binding; ATP binding. Gene Ontology annotation, biological process: protein phosphorylation. The transcript has 2 exons. The coding region runs from base 292 to 3621 and encodes 1109 amino acids. The record is from RefSeq and is a predicted model, not a curated record. NCBI's taxonomy places the organism in Eukaryota, Viridiplantae, Streptophyta, Magnoliopsida, Caryophyllales, Amaranthaceae.